Molecule: messenger RNA, 2253 nt
Organism: Branchiostoma belcheri (Belcher's lancelet)
Lineage: Eukaryota; Metazoa; Chordata; Leptocardii; Amphioxiformes; Branchiostomatidae
Product: ephrin type-A receptor 5-like
Exons: 19
Coding region: 43-2253 (736 amino acids)
Biological process (GO): axon guidance; protein phosphorylation
Cellular component (GO): neuron projection
Molecular function (GO): protein binding; ATP binding; transmembrane-ephrin receptor activity
Source: RefSeq, a predicted model, not a curated record
AAGGAGGGUACGUUCAAGCCAAACGCUGGGAACUAUGAGUGCAUGCCGUGUCCUCUGUACAGCCACGCACUCGUUUCCGGGGCAACACGAUGCACAUGCGACCGCGGGUACUACCGAUCGCCGCGGGACAAACCAACAGACCCAUGCACAGCUCCACCGUCCAAACCCAGGAACAUCAUCUCCAACAUCAACAUGACGACGGUGGAACUGCAGUGGGAGACCCCGGUGGACAAUGGCGGCCGGCAUGACCUUCACUACAAGAUCGUCUGCUGGCGGUGUCACGACAUCACGUGUGUCGGCUGUCGCAGGGACGUCCAGUAUCGACCGGCUAAGGUGGGACUAAACAACACCAUGGUUACCAUCGAAGGCCUGAUGGCGUACACCAAGUAUCGUUUCGAGGUCCAUGCAGAAAACGGGGUGUCCGGCACCAGCAACGUGAAAGAUCGCUUUGAGUCCAUCACACUGAAGACCAACGUUGCUCCUCCCUCCCAGAUCCAGAGCAUAAUCCAAGCUGCAUCCACAGAGACUGCCAUGACUAUAGAGUGGUCCGUACCGAGCCAGCCGAACGGGAAAAUCCUGGAGUACCGGAUCCAGUUCUACCGAGCGCGAGACGGGCCGGGGAUGAUGGCGAUUAUAAAGGUGGAUGGAGACGUGCAGUCAGCGACUGUGGAGAACUUGGAGAACAAUGAAGAGUACGUCUUCCAGGUGCAAGCCAGAACCAUAGCUGGGUAUGGGAAAGCCAGUCAGCCUAUUACACUGAAGACCUCUGUCAAUGGAGCCCAAGCCCCCCUAGGUAGUGACCAGCCUGUCCUGAUCGCCGCCAUUGCAGCAGCCGGAGGUUUUGUGUUGGUGCUGUCUCUCUUCAUACUGGUCUGUGUGGUCUGGAGAAGGAAAAACAGGAAGCCACCAAGUGACAUGGAUAAAUUGGAGUAUGCCAAUGGAGAAGUUCGCCUGCCAGGUUUUGUGGCGCCGCGUGUGAAGACCUACAUUGACCCUCACACCUACGAGGACCCACAACACGCCGUGAGGGAGUUCGCACGGGAACUGGAGCCAUCCGCUCUAACUAUCGAACAAGUCAUCGGUGGAGGUGAGUUUGGAGACGUGUGUAAAGGUCGUCUGAAGGUCGGGAAGGGACAGUACCUGGACGUGGCCAUCAAGACGCUGAAACCCGGCUCCACGGAUAAGAUGAAGGACGACUUCCUGACUGAAGCCUCCAUCAUGGGACAGUUCAACGACCCCAACAUCAUCAAACUACAGGGGGUCAUCACUAAAAGUCAACCAGUGAUGAUUGUCACAGACUUUAUGGAAAAUGGCUCCCUGGACACUUUCCUAAGGAAACACGACGGGAAGUUCCAGGUUACCCAGCUGGUGGGGAUGAUCAGGGGUGUGGCUUCAGGCAUGAGGUACCUGGCAGAGAUGAACUACGUACACAGGGACCUGGCAGCCAGAAACGUCCUGAUUAACUCCCAGCUGAUCUGUAAGGUGUCAGACUUCGGCCUGUCCAGAGUGCUGGGAGACGACCCAGACGCAGCCUACACCACAAAUGGAGGAAAGAUCCCCAUCAGAUGGACAGCUCCGGAGGCGAUCGCCUUCAGGAAGUUCACAUCAGCCAGCGACGUGUGGAGCUAUGGGGUCUUGGUAUGGGAAGUGAUGUCAUACGGGGAGCGGCCAUAUUGGAACUGGUCCAACCAAGACGUGAUCAAGUCAGUAGAGGCUGGCUACAGACUCCCCCCACCUAUGGACUGCCCUCAGGCAAUCUACCAGCUGAUGACGGACUGCUGGGAGCGGGAGAGAAACGCUCGGCCGAAGUUCACCCUCAUCGUGGAGAGAGUUGACAGGAUGAUCAGGAACCCGGCUGUACUCAAGGUGCUGGCUCAGCCCAGGUCAGAAAUACCGAUGCAGCCUGCACUCCAGCCAGUGUUACCCACGGUUCCCCAGUGGCUGGACAGUAUGAAGAUGGGCAGAUAUCGGGACAACUUCUCCAGCGGCGGCUACUCCUCCAUGGACCUGGUCAUGAAGAUGAACAUCAGGGACCUACAAGGGAUCGGUGUGACCAUGCUGGCCCACCAGAAGAAGAUCCUUAACUCCAUCCAGAACCUCCACACCCACCACUUUUCGUGGCUGCUUUUCAUUGUGAUCAUGAGGGACUUCAGGGGCACCCCCCACUUGCAGCGGCCAACCACAUUACAGAGAAGUCCCCACCCGCAGAACAGGACACCGAACCACGGGUACAGAACUAUUCUCAAUGUAUGA